AUGGCUUAUCCACAUUACCGAUCACAGUUCGGAGACACAACAUUCACUAAGGUUUUUGUCGGAGGACUAGCUUGGGAAACUCCAACCGACGAAAUGCGGACAUAUUUUGAACAAUUUGGUGACAUUCUUGAAGCUGUCAUUAUCACUGAUAAGAACACAGGAAAAUCUAAAGGAUACGGAUUUGUAACAUUUCGUGAUCCCGAAUCUGCAAGAAGAGCUUGUGCUGAUCCAAAUCCAGUAAUUGAUGGAAGAAGAGCUAAUUGUAACAUUGCUUCUCUAGGACGUCCUAGACCAUCACCACCAAGAGGGAGAGGCAGUACAUAUCAGGGUGGGGGAGUAGGAGUAGGGACAGGAGGGGCAGCGGCAGCAGUUGGAUACGGUGGUGUUCCGGCGGGAGGGGCGGCACAAAUGGCAGGAGGAGCAGCAGCAACACCAGUAAUGUAUCAACCAUAUGGCUACCCCACCUACGCUCCUGAAUAUGGGUACCAUCAAGCCACAAUGUAUAACCCUCAAAUUCAGCAAGCACAAUAUUAUCAACAAGUGUAUGGACCAUCAUCUUCAACUAUGGCCUCACCAUAUUAUUAUGGCUAUUCUAUGCAACCAGCUGCACCAAGGGGUACAUUUUCUACCCCUCAACCACAUCGCAUACCAGCUGGACCAUCCUAUCUAUACUAUCCUACUACACCGAUCGAAGGCGCUUCCUUCUCUCCCGCAUAUCGUCCAUUUCAACAGCAACCCGUAAUAAGGCACCCGUCUCCUUCCCCUUCUCCGACCGAUUCACAGACUCAGCAACGUACCUCAUCGGAGACACCAUCUGGAGUAGUUAUAACUUCGGAAAGUUCAAAUACUCAAGGGAAGAACAACUAA
Messenger RNA from Vicia faba (fava bean), 867 nucleotides. The record is from the annotation of a GenBank genome assembly. Lineage: Eukaryota; Viridiplantae; Streptophyta; Magnoliopsida; Fabales; Fabaceae.